Messenger RNA from Cyprinodon tularosa, 3211 nucleotides. It is a transcript of the gene ppp1r12c, whose product is annotated as protein phosphatase 1, regulatory subunit 12C. Bases 128 to 2230 code for a protein of 700 amino acids. Gene Ontology annotation, cellular component: cytoplasm. Gene Ontology annotation, molecular function: phosphatase regulator activity; enzyme inhibitor activity; protein kinase binding. The transcript is spliced from 20 exons. Gene Ontology annotation, biological process: signal transduction. Lineage: Eukaryota; Metazoa; Chordata; Actinopteri; Cyprinodontiformes; Cyprinodontidae. The record is from RefSeq and is a predicted model, not a curated record.
GGCACGAGCUGAGCUCCCACAGCUCAGGACCCAGAACCAGGAAGCGAAAGUAUACACAUGGAGGGUGUGUCUGGCCCCGCCAGCACAGGUUUUAGUUUUAAAAACACCGUCCUCCGCGGUUAAUUUAAUGGGGGACACGGCAAAGACCAAGCGGCGGGAGCAGCUGAAGCGCUGGGCCGGCUCCUGCACCGACAGAGCGUCCGACGUUCCCCGCCGGAGGUGGCGCGGCGAUGCCGGGGAGGCGGCAGGGGAGGCCGAGGCCGAACUGAGCUGCGACCCGCCGGGAGAGCAGCAGCCAGAGGCAGCGGGCAGAGAUGGUAGCAGUCCCAUCCUCAGUGGACGGAAGAGGGUCAGGUUUGACAGCGCUGCCGAGUUCCUCGCUGCUUGUGCCAGCGGCGACACGGAGGAGGCGAAGGUGAUGCUGGAGGAGACUGAACAAACCAAAUCCAGGAACGGGGAGAACCUACCAGACAUCGUUAACUGCUCCAACGCUGAUGGCAUCACUGCACUCCACCAGGCCUGCAUAGAUGGCAGCAUGGAGAUCGUGACCUUCCUGCUGGAGCACGGCGCCAACGUAAACCAGGUUGACAGUGAGGGAUGGACGCCGCUGCAUGUUGCUUCCUCCUGCGGCUACCCUGACAUUGCAGAAUUCCUCCUUCAGAAAGGUGCGUCUCUUACUGCUGUGAACUGUGAUGGUGACGUUCCUCUGGACAUUGCUCUGGAUGAGACCACCGAGUCUCUUCUUCAUGAUUACACACAAAAACAAGGUGUGAACUUGGAGGCAGCUAAGCGUAAGGAAGAGGAGCAGAUGAUGUCAGACGCCCGGACCUGGCUAAACGAGGGUCCGCCUGCUGAUGUCAAGGAUCCAAGAACUGGCGCCUCUCCGCUGCACGUCGCUGCAGCCAAAGGAUAUGUGGAGGCUCUGAAGAUACUGUGUCAGUGUGGACUCGACGUGUCGGCCACAGACUUUGAUGGCUGGACGCCUCUUCACGCUGCAGCUCACUGGGGUCAAGAAGAGGCGUGUCGCAUUCUGGCCGAGCAGCUGUGCAACAUGGAGGCUCGCAGCAACGGGGGUCAGACGCCGUUUGAUGUAGCUGAUGAAAGUGUUGCAGAGCUGCUGGAAGAGUUAUCACAGAAGCAAGCUAACUGGCGUAACGAGCGCUCGAUAUCAGAACGGCAGAACCAACCAGGCCACAAUACUGCUAAUGUACAAAACAAGCGACGGAGGACGUCGGUGUGCAGGAUGAGCAGUAAGGACAAGAUAAACGUACAGGAUCUGUCCAAGGAAAGAGGUGUUUCAGACCUGGAUAUGAGCGAGGAGAAGGAAAGCGAAAGCUCCACUGUUUCCAGUCCAGACACAGAGAGCGGGACCAUAUCCACCAUUACUCCUGCCGAGAAGCCUUCUGAGGAGAAAACAGAGGAUGAGGAGCAGACGGAGGAGGAGAAGGAGCAGAACAAGGCAAGCCGCACCGCCAGGGUCCAGCCCACUCCUCAAACGAGGGAGGCUGUCGUCGAGAGUCCCAGUGCUCCAGUCGCAGACAAGAAACAGCAACCCAAACAGUUCCAGGCAGCAGAUAGAGAUGAAGAGUCUGAGUCCCAGAGGAAAGCUCGGUGUCGGCUGAUGCGUCAGUCCCGUCGCCUCACUCAGGGUGUGACUUUGACGGAGCUGAAAGAAGCAGAGAAAAUUCCUCCUCCUCCUCCUAAAAGCGUCCAGUCAGUGAGCCCCAUCAUCACUGUUACUCCCACUGAACGGGAAAAUGAUGCAGUGAAGCAGCUGGAGUCGGAGGGCGACAAGCGUUUGGCUCCGAAGAGGAGAGGGAGGAGGGAGAGACGCUCCACUGGCAUCGUUCAGCCGGGCUCAGAGAAUGAUGAUGGUGAAUCCCAGCCAGAAGACACAUACAGCAAUGAUGGGAGAGAUUCGUCAGACUACAGAACGCUGUACAUCAAGGUACUGCAGGAGAACAUGUCUCUGAAAGACAAGCUACAAGAGAUGGAGCUGCAGCUGAGCCAAAACAAAGAGGAGCUGGAGAGACUGCGACAGAGUCAGGAGGGCGGAACUGACAGACCGGCACUGCUUGAGCUAGAGAGAUUUGAAAAGCUUGCCCUCCAGAGGAAAGCGGUGGAACUGGAGGAUGAGCUGAAGGUUCUGGGAGACCUCAGAGCAGACAACCAGAGGCUUAAAGAUGAGAACGCCGCCCUCAUUCGGGUCAUCAGUAAACUCUCCAGAUGAACCACAAUCAUCAUACAGACAGAAAGUAUUACACAACCAAUGUUUUGCCCAAACUGAGGAGAAAAACCACUAUGGGAGAGGCAGCGUGGAACCACAGAUGUCUGGUUCGCGGCGCGCCAUUUGUUGGGCCUUGGAUGUUUUUGCAGAUCUACUGUUUAUCAAGCCAAACUGCACCACCUGUGGACCAACGGGAAGUUCACAUCCAGUUUUAUAUUAGCUUUUUAUUGUAUUUUUUUACCUGCCAUGUUUUAUUGUGCUUUGCUUCAGCGAUCCUUUGUAUAAAAUCUGUAUUUUGGAGACUUAAAGCCAUGCAAGGCGAUAGCUCACAAUAAAGGGUUUGUCGCACACAAGACUUAAAUGUGCCAAAAGAAGGGGGGAGGGGAGGGGGGAAAAGUUCCAGUUUUGCACAAAUUUAGGUUAAAAAAAAAAAGUGGGCAGUAUUGUUUCUCAGGAUGAGUCUUUUUGUUCAGCAUUUACUGUUUUUUUUAGUUGGCUGCUGUACCAGUGGACCAAAACUCUGCAUGCUCACCUUUCCCUGCUCAUCUCAACGUUCAUUUCAUGCGUUAAUAUUGCAGCCGCCUGCGGGGGUGCAUUGAUGUAAAGGCAGUACCUGAAAUACUGCUGCGUUACAGACUGAGUGUUUGGGUGCUAACGGAGAGGUGACGAUCAGGUUUAGAAACUUUGAAUAAUGUUACAGCACAGAUCCCUUUCUGGAGGUUGAGGAGAAUCUGAUCUCUGUACUGUUUGUUUUUGUUUGCCAUAAUGACUGGACUCUUCUUUGUAUUCACCCUGUGACGGACAGCUGUAGUUUAACAGACAGGCCAGAUGGGUCAUCCUUUGAAUGUUUACCUACCUGUGAGACAGAAAUGCAUGUCAAGUUGUAUUUUGAAGCUGUGCCUUUGGAUAUACAUUUGUAAGUAAUAUUUCUAUUUUGAUUUGGCAUUGUACAAGGUCGAGUAUAAAAUACGUGGGUAUAAACAA